AGUGAUGUCUGGCAAAUAAUUGUGAGGGUCCUGUACAAGAGCUUGUUGGGGCACAUGGCGGCGACAGGCGCCGCCGACGCCAUGCCCCGGCGAGCAGUUUCGGUCUUAUCCUCAUCUGUUUCGUUGAUCGGUUUUGGCAAUGAUUGAUCUCCUCCUUGACUCGAUCUGUGUAACUAAAUGUUAAGAUUAUGAUUUGCGCUGCUUCAGAUCAAUGAAUCAGAUGGUGAGCAGAUUGUGAAGAAGAAGAAAAAGCCAUGGCAUUGGCUCCCGCUGCGAAGGUAGCGUUGGGAUCCCUUGCUUUUGGGAUCUUCUGGAUCUUGGCCGUCUUCCCCGCCGUCCCCUUCCUGCCCAUCGGGCGCACCGCUGGUUCCCUCCUCGGCGCCAUGCUCAUGGUCGCGUUCCGGGUCAUCUCCCCGGAGGAAGCGUACGCCGCCGUCGACCUCCCGAUCCUCGGCCUGCUCUUCGGCACCAUGGUCGUCAGCGUCUUCCUCGAAAGGGCCGACAUGUUCGAGCACUUGGGGAAUCUGCUCUCCUGGAAGAGCAGAGGCGGCAAGGACUUGCUGCUCCGAGUCUGCGUCGUCUCGGCUGUCUCCAGCGCCCUCUUCACCAACGACACCUGCUGCGUCGUCCUCACCGAGUUCAUCCUCAAGAUCGCGCGGCAGAACAACCUGCCCCCGCAGCCCUUCCUUCUAGCCCUAGCUUCCAGCGCCAACAUCGGCUCUUCCACGACUCCCAUCGGCAAUCCCCAGAACUUGGUCAUUGCCGUCCAAAGCAACAUCUCUUUCGGGAAAUUCUUGCUGGGCAUCCUCCCCGCCAUGUUUGUGGGAGUGCUCAUCAAUGCCGGCAUUCUUCUGAUCUACUACUGGAAGCCGUUGUCCACGGAGAAAGAUGUCGAAGUGCUACCCACCAAAGUCGCCGCCGCGGCUGCUGAUGCCGUUGCGGCUGACCAGUAUGUCGCAUCUCACCACCGGUUUACGCCCGCGACGAUGUCUCACGCCCCUUCCACAAGUCCUCAAGAUUGGAAUGCCACAAUUGAGUCCGUCGUGCUGUGUUCAUCCACCAAUGGCGAUGCUGCGCAUCUCGACACUUUGAGGAAGAGAAUAAGUACCAAUGAAUCUGACUUCCUCUCCAGUACAUCCAUCGGCAAAGCUGAGUCGACAAUGCCAUUAAAUGGAUCGAAGGAGCUAGUUGCUGGAGCUCCUCCAAUCAGAUACGAGAGAAGCGGCAGUUCAUUGAACGGGAUGAAGGAUGCUUUUUUCUACUCAUCCAUGGAGAAGGAAGUUCCAACGGAGAGGUGGAAGGUUUUUCUUUGGAAUGGGUGUGUCUAUCUUGUGACUGUGGGAAUGCUCAUUUCCCUCUUGAUGGGAGUGGAUAUGUCGUGGUCCGCCAUUGCUGCUGCUCUUGCUCUAAUUGUACUCGAUUUCCAGGAUGCCCGUCCUUCCCUCGAGAAGGUUUCCUAUUCAUUAUUACUGUUCUUUUGUGGGAUGUUCAUCACUGUUGAUGGCUUUAACAAGACUGGCUUACCAAGCGCUUUGUGGGAUUAUAUGGAACCCUAUGCGCGCAUCGACACUGCUAGUGGAGCUUCAGUCCUAACUGUUGUUAUUCUUUUUCUCUCAAAUGUUGCCUCCAACGUACCAACUGUCUUGUUACUUGGAGCUCGGGUGGCAGCUUCUGCUGCAGAAAUUUCUCCUGGUGAAGAGACCAAGGCAUGGCUCAUGUUGGCUUGGGUCAGCACAGUUGCAGGAAACUUGUCACUUCUGGGAUCUGCUGCCAAUUUGAUAGUAUGCGAACAGGCUCGCCGGUCUCAAUCUUUCGGCUACAACCUCUCUUUUCUCACCCAUUUGCGAUUCGGAUUCCCAUCGACAAUCAUUGUUACAGUUGCUGGGUUGCUGUUUAUGACAUGAGAAAUUAUAAGCCAUCAGCCAAGAUUGUAGGUAACAAUAAUGCAUUUGUGUUAAGAGUAAGAUUGUUCUCCUUUUGGUGUUCAUGUAUUAUUCUUUUCUGAUUGUAGAGCAUUGUUGAGCAAGAAUAAUGCUUCUUGUAGAGAGGAGCCUGAAUUAGUUUAUUGGUUUCACAAUUUACAUCUCUUUCAA
This is a messenger RNA of Zingiber officinale, 2093 nucleotides long. Its product is annotated as silicon efflux transporter LSI3-like. Gene Ontology annotation, cellular component: membrane. The transcript is spliced from 3 exons. The record is from RefSeq and is a predicted model, not a curated record. Bases 255 to 1904 code for a protein of 549 amino acids. NCBI's taxonomy places the organism in Eukaryota, Viridiplantae, Streptophyta, Magnoliopsida, Zingiberales, Zingiberaceae. Gene Ontology annotation, biological process: transmembrane transport.